UUUCCUAGUGUUGUUUGGUAGGCUUUCUGCAAACAAAAGAAAAUAAUAAUAUCUAGAAAUGACAACAGAUUUAAAUUAUUCUACAAUAAAGUUAGCUCAUCAAGUUAGAGAUUUUGAGGAGAAAAGACUGCAAGACCGCAAAAAACACACUCUGUACGUUGUGCAUCAGUACUUGAAGGAUGAAGGGUAUCACAGUACAGCUCAGCAGUUUGAGUCAGAGGCCAGUCUCAGCAAUCAGUUUGUGGUAUGUGAUAACAUUGAUCUCUACACCAUCCUUCAGGAGUUUGAAUCGUACUUCUUUCUGCGGUUCCAGAAAUAUCCUAAGAUUUGUAAGAAAAUAUUGCCUGGAGGUGGAGAUGGCAAAUCAAAAUUACAAAGAAAAUCAAGCGAGAAUGGAUUUGACUGCAAGUUGAUUGCAAGCUCACUCUCUUGCCCAAAACAAAACAAAACCUCGUCAAAAGCUCCUGGAAACUCUACAAGAGGAAAAAACAAACCAUUUGUUUCAGAUUUCGACAUAACAAUUCUCCCGAUCACCGCUCCAAACCCCAAUGUUCACCUCCAACCUAUUGAAUCUGACUUGUCUUCUGAAAGAAUUCUUAAACCCAUCUCAGGCCUGGAGGGAUACACCGGGGAAAUGAAGGAGUUUGCAGACAUAAUAUCUAAGGAGAUUUUCGUCCAGGACCUGAAUGUGAGAUGGGAGGACAUCAUGGGGCUGGAAUCAGCCAAAAGGCUACUUAAGGAGGCUGUGGUGUAUCCGACCAAGUAUCCGGAGCUGUUCACUGGUAUCCUGGCUCCGUGGAAGGGACUCUUGCUUUACGGACCUCCAGGAACUGGAAAAACUCUGCUUGCCAAAGCUGUAGCAUCAGAGUGCAGAACUACUUUCUUCAACAUCUCGGCCAGUUCCAUUGUGAGCAAAUGGCGAGGAGACUCAGAGAAACUUGUCAGAGUAAUGUUUGAGGUGGCCAGGUAUCACGCCCCGUCCACUAUCUUCAUAGACGAGCUGGAUGCCUUGGCUGGUCGUAGAGAUCACGCGGUCGAACAUGAGGCAAGUCGACGACUCAAGACUGAGCUGUUAGUACAACUGGACGGACUCGCUCAGUCUGACGAACGAGUCUUUCUGCUGGCUACAUCUAACUUACCCUGGGAUCUGGACCCUGCAAUGUUGCGACGGCUGGAGAAACGUAUCUUAGUGGAUCUGCCAAAUUUGGCUGCCCGACGGGAGAUGAUAAAACACAACUUACCACCCUUGGUACUGGAACGACCCAAACUAACUGCGGACCUCGACUACGAUCUGCUUGCUGAGAAAACCGCCAGCUACUCUGGUUCUGACAUUCGACUCGUAUGUAAAGAGGCAGCCAUGCAAGCCAUGAGACAGGCAUUCGGCCACCUAGAAUCCAGCACUAGUGAUAAUGAGCUCGGGAAGUUACAACUGAAGCCGAUGACAACGGCGGAUGUGGAAGCAGCAUUAACUCGAACUAAGCCUUCAAACUCUUCGCUUGUAGGGAAAUAUCGCAAAUGGCAGACGGAGUAUGGUUCAACAUAACAAAAGAAAUAAUUGUGGUCCUUUUAAAGAAAUGCUGCAAUAUGAAAUCUAAAUAGUAAACUCUGCUUCACAAGUUGAA
Messenger RNA from Macrosteles quadrilineatus (aster leafhopper), 1622 nucleotides. Its product is annotated as katanin p60 ATPase-containing subunit A-like 2. Gene Ontology annotation, molecular function: ATP binding; protein binding; ATP hydrolysis activity. The transcript is spliced from 10 exons. Lineage: Eukaryota; Metazoa; Arthropoda; Insecta; Hemiptera; Cicadellidae. The record is from RefSeq and is a predicted model, not a curated record. Bases 59 to 1543 code for a protein of 494 amino acids.